AUGGAUUACGCAAGAACUGAAUUCGUAGCUAAUUUCGACUCGGAGCAAGAAGGAUCAACGAUCUCGGAAUCUGGAAGCUGUGAUUCGUACGGUCGACGAGGACCGUCUUUCGCCGACGAGCACGGGCUUAUGGAAUUGCUUGAAGGCGACAAAGCUUACGAUCUAAUCUACCGCAACUGUAAAUCUGGUCUCGGCGACCAAUGCCAGCUUCUCUCCAUCCUCAGAAACGGAUUCCGCGGCGUUGGAUCUCGCGCCAAGCUCAAGGCUUUCCAGGUUUUCCAAGAGGCGGUGGAGUUGAAACACGGCGGAGAAAGCAAGGUGAAGUACGGUUGGUGCGCCGUCGCGAAAACAGAGCUUAAAUCGAUUUUGGAUUACGGGUUUAGCGAGCCGAGAAACGACGGAUCUCACGGCCGUGGCUUGUAUCUCUCGCCGGAUAACGCUCUUCUCGAAUGUUUAAAGGAUUCAGCUCCGGAAUCAGAAGAUGGGACGAGGUUCUUGCUACUCUCGAGAGUUAUACUUGGAAAAUCAGAGAUUGUUCCUCGAGGCUCGACUCAAUCGUGUCCGACUUCUCAAGAAUUCGAUUCAGGUGUAGACGAUUUAGCUUCUCCGAGCAAGUAUAUCGUGUGGAGCACACACAUGAACACACAUGUCUUGCCUGAGUUCCUCGUCUGCAUCAAAGCUCCAUUUAACUUCAAUCGUAUUCGAAGUCCAAAGAGAUUGACAUCGCCAUGGAUGGCAUUUCCUGUAUUGAUCAAAGCAUUAUCCAAGUUUCUAUCUCCUCCUCAAAUACUAAUCAUUCAAAAACACUAUAAAGAUCAGCAAAACAUGAGAAUCUCAAGGAGCGAGCUAAUACAACGAGUCAGAAGUAUAACCGGAGACAAAUUGCUUGUUCAUAUCAUCAAAGCUUUUGGGCAUAAAGCACAACAGUAA
Molecule: messenger RNA, 930 nt
Organism: Thlaspi arvense
Lineage: Eukaryota; Viridiplantae; Streptophyta; Magnoliopsida; Brassicales; Brassicaceae
Source: the annotation of a GenBank genome assembly